CACUAUUUACCCCCGGCUGGCUCGCCAUGGCUCGGCGAGGGCAGGUCGGCUAGACAGGGGAGGUGGAGCGGCGCAGAGCGCGGCGGUCCUGCGGACCCCACACCCAGGCCCGGCCGGCGCGCUCCGGUGGGUGGGCCGGAACCAUGAGCUCCUACCUCGACUACGUGUCGUGCGGCCGGGACGGCGGCGACUUGCUGAGCUUCGCAUCCAAGUUCUGUCGCGCCGACGCCCGGCCCGUGGUCCUGCAGCCCGCCUUCCCCCUGGGCAGCGGCGACGGCGCGUUCGUUAGCUGCCUGCCCCUGGCCGCGGCGCGAGCGGUGCCCUCGCCCCCGGCCGCCCCGGCGCAGCCUCCCGGGCCUGCCGCGCCCGCGUACGCGCCGUGCCCCCUAGAGGGGGCCUACGAGCCAGGCGCCGCACCUGUCCAGGCCGGGGGCGAAGACUACGGCCUCCCGGGGUCCGCGCCCGCGUACGAUUUACCGUGCGCGCUCGGGCGGCCGGCAGACGACAGCGGGGCGCACGUCCAUUACGCCACCUCGGCUGUCUUCUCUGGAGGCGGCUCCUUCCUCCUCAGUGGCCAGGUGGAUUACGCGGCCUUCGGCGAGCCGGGCCCCUUCUCGGCGUGUCUCAAAGAGCCGACCGACGGCCACUCUGGGGCCUUCCAGACCGCGUCCCCUGCUCCCGGCGUCUACCCCAAGUGUGCGUCCCCAGCCUCCGGCCUCCCUGCCGCCUUCAGCACGUUCGAGUGGAUGAAAGUGAAGAGGAACGCCCCGAAGAAAAGCAAAUUCGCGGAGUAUGGAGCCGCCACCCCCUCCAGCGCGAUCCGCACGAAUUUCAGCACCAAGCAACUGACAGAACUGGAGAAGGAGUUUCAUUUCAAUAAGUACUUAACUCGGGCCCGACGCAUCGAGAUAGCCAACUCAUUGCAACUGAAUGACACCCAAGUCAAAAUCUGGUUCCAGAACCGCAGGAUGAAACAGAAGAAAAGGGAACGGGAAGGGCUUCUGCCAUCGGCCACCCCCGUGGCUUCCUUCCAGCUUCCCCUCUCAGGAACGAGCCCUGCCAAGUCUGGCAAGAACCCGGGGAGCCCCUCUCAGGCCCAGGAACCAUCCUGAGGUUUAGUCACGUCGCUGACAAACUGUGGGCUGCAGAACUCUUGGGCCACCCCACCCUUCUCUGGACUUAUUAGCUCAGUUUGGAAUGGAGGUGGGCAUGGCGGAAAUAAGAGCAGUUUCACUUGGGAGAGGAAAUACCUUGGUGGCUUCUGAGUUCCGGGCUGUGGGUGUACAGAUGUUAAUUUGAAGUCUCUAAAGCCACUCAUCUGUGUAUUGUGUCUUAUCAGGGAAAAGGUGCCCAGCUGCCAGCCCAGCCCUACUGCUAUGUUGCCUAACUCAGUCAUAUGCAGUUUUCCGUGCAGAGUGGCAGAGCAUUCCUACUGCCAACCCCGUGAUGUGCUCAGAAGAGCAUCUACCCAAAGUUUUAUCUGGUUUUAAUUUAAAAGACAAGGCUACAUGUAUUCAGCUUCUGAUGACCAAAGCUAGUUAUACUUAAGGCCUCCUUGGUGUAUAAGCUGCUUCAACCGUGAUCCUCACAUUUGCACUACAGUUUUUUUUCCCCCUUAAAAAGCAGUUUCUACCUCUCCAGGUGCCUAAGUGAAGAUACAAUCUCUGUUUAGUUAGUAGCUGAACAAAUGCACAGGGUGGAUAAAGACCCUGAAGUAUACUUUGACACCAGUUACUCAAACUUGAAUGUAAAUAUAUACAGUAUGUAUAUUUUUAAAGAAGUUUGCUUGUAGUGAACUUACAUAUGGCAUUUAAUGUCAGCAUGUAAAUGGUUUGAACUUUUUUUGGUAAUAAAAAUGACAGAAUGUGUCA
Molecule: messenger RNA, 1871 nt
Organism: Bubalus bubalis (water buffalo)
Lineage: Eukaryota; Metazoa; Chordata; Mammalia; Artiodactyla; Bovidae
Gene: HOXD1
Product: homeobox D1
Exons: 2
Coding region: 144-1112 (322 amino acids)
Biological process (GO): regulation of transcription by RNA polymerase II
Cellular component (GO): nucleus
Molecular function (GO): RNA polymerase II cis-regulatory region sequence-specific DNA binding; DNA-binding transcription factor activity, RNA polymerase II-specific
Source: RefSeq, a predicted model, not a curated record